Molecule: messenger RNA, 1804 nt
Organism: Schistosoma mattheei
Lineage: Eukaryota; Metazoa; Platyhelminthes; Trematoda; Strigeidida; Schistosomatidae
Source: the annotation of a GenBank genome assembly
CUAGGAACAACUUUUUCUUAUUCACGUAUCAAACCGUUUAUGUUAAUUCGUUAGAAAUAUACAGUAUACACAAUCCAAAGCUUCUAACUUAGAAAACUGGUUAUCUUUCUGCAUAAUUGUACGGUUUACUGGAAUUUAUAUAAUUUGAAGAUGGGUUUCAAUUGGAAUGAUUCGAGAAUAUACAUUUAGAUUCUGACCAGAUUGACUUGAAGAUCUAUUUGAAAGCAUACAAUCAUUGAAAUACUUAUUUUAUAUUCGACAGUUCACAUGAUCUUACUCCAGUGAUUUUCAACGUUGACUUGGAGUAAUCGCAAAUUAUGUCUUGUUUUUGUAAUGCGAUCAAUGAAUGAGUAAAAUUUUCUUUUGUUAAAACUUCACUAAAAAAUAUAAUGUUUUUUUUUUGUUUUUAAGUAAGCGCAUAAAAUUAAAGUGACCAGCAUUUACUAUUUACUUAUCAUUCAUAAUACAAUUGUAGAUCUCUAUUACUUGUCACGUGAUUAUGUCAUCAAGAUAACUUUUUUUUCUUGAAGUUAUUAUUCAGUUGAGUAUAUAACCAAUGUAUGAACUAUUUUACUGAAAAGAAAAACUGACACACGAAGCAUGUCUUGAGUUCACUUAUUGAUUAACAGAGUAUAGUAUUGUGAUUUGCCUGAAACAAUAUAAAAAAUUCUUAAUAUUUAAGUACUUUUUCAUCUCUAGAGUUGUGUUUUCUACUUCUUCUAUCAACUUUAUUUCAACUGAAUAAUAGAAAGCAUCCAUAUUGCUAAUCUUAUCAUUUAAGGAUUAAAUAAACACUUAGGAUAUUGUAAGAUAUUUUAUCAUACAUACUACAAUGUCUGGAAACAUGACCACUUUAAGAAGACAUCAUUCUACAUUCUCGCAUACAAUGAAUAAAUUCAAAGCGAUGGAUAAAGCGAACAAUCCACAGGGUGCAAAACCAAAUUAAUACAUAAGAUUUAUUUUGUUUGUUACUUUAUUCAAAGAAAUAGUUCGGAUAAAUAAAUAAUACAGAGAGUAAACAAAUGUUAUUAUUUAAGUAUUCGUUAACUAGUUAUUUAGCCGUCAACUUGAACCCCACCGUACCUUUGUCAUCUUACCCAGUUGGAUAGUAUUAAUGACCCUCAAGCAAGAACGUGAAACUGAAAUCAAGAAUUUGCCUGAUUACUGAGUUACAGCACACCUUUGUGAUAAAUAAAUUAUGAAUUGAUAAACUGGUUACGAGAAGGAUUGGUGAAGAAACGUUCGUAGUAAACAAACUAAUCAAUGUCUAAAUCACAUUAACCUAUUUCUCGAUAGUCUUAUAACUAUGUGUUUUGCAUGAAGAAAGCCUAUUACUUGAAAUGUAAAAUGCUUUUAUAACAUAAUGUUGACUUUCGCAUCCGGUGGAAAAGGAGCACAACCUAAUGCAAAACAGAUUAUGCUUGAUUGGUGUAAAGCUGUAACUAAAGGAUAUGAGGGUGUGGACAUACAAAAUUUCGGAAGUAGCUGGGGUGAUGGUUUAGCAUUUUGUGCAUUAAUUCAUCACUUUUAUCCUGAUUCAUUUGAUUUCUCGACAUUGGAUCCAAAAAAUAAACGAGCAAAUUUUGAAUUGGCAUUUGAAAAAGCUGAGAAACUUGGCAAUGUUUCUCCGUUACUUGACAUUGAAGAUUUAAUGCGUAUGAAAGUACCUGACUGGAAAUGUGUCUUUACACAAAUUCAAUUGUAUUACCGGCGUUUCCAUUUGGAAGAAGGUAAAAAUGCAACUGUUCCUCCAACUGGUAUCCUUCCUAAAGCUGCCCCAAAAUCAGAGAAUACGGAUGAAUAG